This is a messenger RNA of Engraulis encrasicolus (European anchovy), 2337 nucleotides long. It is a transcript of the gene kcnn4, whose product is annotated as potassium intermediate/small conductance calcium-activated channel, subfamily N, member 4. Gene Ontology annotation, cellular component: neuronal cell body; plasma membrane; neuron projection. NCBI's taxonomy places the organism in Eukaryota, Metazoa, Chordata, Actinopteri, Clupeiformes, Engraulidae. The transcript is spliced from 10 exons. The coding region runs from base 613 to 2220 and encodes 535 amino acids. Gene Ontology annotation, biological process: potassium ion transmembrane transport. Gene Ontology annotation, molecular function: intermediate conductance calcium-activated potassium channel activity; calmodulin binding; small conductance calcium-activated potassium channel activity. The record is from RefSeq and is a predicted model, not a curated record.
AUAUUCUGAUUGUUUCCACUGUUGGAUAACAUCCUAAAUAAGUGGGAAAUGUGGAAAUUUUACUUUAAUUUUAGCUUGGCUAGAGGGGAGCUCAUGUAAAAAGUGUCUCAUAUUACCGCUCUUCUCUAUCUCCUAUCUCCUAACUUAAAUAACCUCGUUUACUUAGGCUACAGUUCACGAAAACCAAUGUGAAUAACUAGUGCAAUGAAUACCCUAUCUCUACGUGUUUUGCUGACGUGUGUUCAGUUCUGAUAACAGCAGUCCUCGGUUAAAAUAAACCAGCAACUGGAGAGUUGAGAAGGCUUCAUCCUCUGGCGGACACGCGUGGCUAGCUUCUUCCUGCUUGAGGUUGUGCUUCGAUUUUUUUAAAGGAGGAAAAAAGAAGUGCGAAAGACAUCCGUCAGGCCACUUCUGAAGGCAAUAUUCACAUCCCAUGCAAAUAAGACCGACGCCUGCAGAAGCGCGCAAGCAGUGGGGCGCGUCACAAUUAGAGCGUGUGACAAACGCAGAAGUUUGGGAAGGUGUGCGGCGUUGCGCUGGGUCUCCCAGUCCCGCUGUUUUAAUGUGUGAGGAACAGACGGGCAGCUUGGAGCUCUUUUCGCCAGGAGUGCGAUGCCCUCUCGUCAGCGGAGGGAACGCGCGACCGGAGGACAAGAGGAAGACGAGGCUACCGAGGGGGACGAUAGGGACUGUCUGGACAUUUGGCGUGUCCGAGCAAUGGAGAUGACUAACCGCAACAUGUGCCCCAACUCAAAACCAGACGAGAGGAACUGUGAUGGGCUGCUCAAACACAACGGGGGUGACACAGAGAUCACCGUCCCGCUGUCCUGUGCUGUCAUCGGCAAAAAGAAAGUUAGUCCAAUGGAAGGCACAAUUUCUCUGCACAAUUUCAAUAACAGAAAACACUUGGUGGUGGUCAAAAGGAGCCUGUGUACGUGGGCACUUGCCACAGCGGUGUUGGGAAUAACGCUUAUGAUUCUCCAUAAUGAGAUGUGCCCUGCCAUAUAUUUACCGGGUUCGACGUACGCGCUGGCUAUCAGCAGUCUCAUCAGCAUCUCCACCGUCAGCCUGGUCAUCCUGAUCCUGGCGUUCCACUAUAAGGAUAUCAGGCUCUUUGUCAUCGACCACAAUGUGCUGGACUGGCGCAUUGCCAUGACGCGCAGCCGGGUGGCCUGCAUCUGCCUGGAGCUGCUGGUCUGCUCCGUGCACCCGGUCGUCAUCUACUGGUGGACCCCUGAAGAGGAGGAGGACGACGAGGGAAAGCCACCGUCAUCGCUGGACACGGCCAACGCCUCCAGCCCGCUGUGCCUGUCGACGCGGCGCGGCAGCACUCUGCACGACGUGGAGAUCCUGCUGUCCACCAUGAUGUUCCUGCGGCUCUACCUGGUGCACCGCACCAUCCUGCUCAAGAGCAAAGUGCUGCUCAACGCCUCCUACAGGACCAUCGGCGCGCUCAACCACAUCAGGUUCAACUUCCGCUUCCUGCUCAAGGUGCUGAUGAUCAAGUACCCGGCGCGCACGCUGAUGGCCUUCAUCAUAUUCUUCUGGUUCCUGACCUCCUGGACGCUCUCGCUGUGUGAGAGGCAGAUUCUGGCGACAACAGGCAACAUGUCCACGGCCCUUUGGCUGACAGCGAUCACCUUCCUCACGGUGGGCUACGGAGACGUCUCCCCAGCCACCGGCUGCGGCAAAGCUGUCUGUCUCUUCACAGGACUGAUGGGUGUGGCCAGCACGGCCAUGAUGGUUGCUGUGGUGGCGAGGAAGCUGGCCCUUAAUAAAGGAGAGAAGCACGUCCACUACUUCAUGACGGACACCCAGAUGAGCAAACGGGUGCGGCACGCUGCGGCUAACGUGCUGAGGGAGUGCUGGCUGCUUCACCGCACGGACGUGAUGAAGGGCAGCGGCAGAGAGCACCGCGACCGCCAGAGGCGUCUGCUGGAGGGCAUACGAGUAUUCCGACAUCUUCGCCUCAAACAGAAGAAGUUGCGGGACUUUGCGAGUGAGAUGAUGGACUUCGAGAAGAUGCAGAUGAUCAUGUGCGACCUCAGCAACAACUGGAACAGCUCCCACCGAGAGCUGGAGCUGCGGAUGGUGUCCAUGGAGGAGAAGCUGGACACCCUGAACCAGAGCUUACAGCAGACCACCCGGCUGCUGAACGAGGCCCUGGGUCUACAGGGCCUGGAGCGGAGGCCUUCUCGCCUGUCUUCUCCACACAGGUGACUCUGCAGGCACCUCAGCUGCUCUCCCCUCUCCUCUCCACUACUUUGACUCCACUAAGCGCUCCCACAACAAUGGGACUCAUGGACUUCUGUCCCCAUUAAAUGUUUCCGCCGAGGA